CGUGCGCGCUCCCCCCGCCGUCUCCACCUCUUCCUCCUCCUUCUCUCCCCUCCUCCUCCUUCUCCUCAUCGGUCAGCUCCUCCCGGAGGAGCCGCCGCCGCCGCCGCCUCGGCCUCCGCCGCUCGUGGUGGGUGCGGAGCCGGUGCCCCUUUGUGAAGCGGCGGCUUGAGGAGAGUCGGGACUCGCCAUGGCGGACGAGAAGCCCAAGGAAGGAGUGAAAACCGAAAACAACGACCACAUUAACUUGAAGGUGGCAGGGCAGGAUGGUUCGGUGGUGCAGUUUAAGAUUAAGAGGCACACGCCGCUUAGUAAACUAAUGAAAGCCUAUUGCGAACGACAGGGUUUGUCGAUGAGGCAGAUCAGAUUCCGGUUCGAUGGGCAGCCAAUUAAUGAAACAGACACGCCCGCACAGUUGGAAAUGGAGGACGAAGAUACAAUUGAUGUGUUCCAGCAGCAGACGGGAGGCGUCUACUAGCAGGAGAGCCGCCACCUUACUCCAGGACUGUGCUCCUCGCCACAUUCACAAUUAGAAAACCGAGAUUUGGUUCUGCCACAUCCUGACUACUGCAGUAUAGUUUUCUCUCUUCUUUGGUAUUUUUUUUUUCUCCCCUCUCUACCUUUAUUGUACAUAAAGUAACUGGUGUAUGUGCACAGACAGAAUGCGUAUUUUUUUUUUAACUAAACGGCCAAUGGUAUGUCUGGAUCAACAUCAACUGGAGUUGGGGAGGAGAGAGGACAAGCUGGCUCUGAGAAAACGCUCCCUGUCUCCAUCUGUGGCAUGCUCAUUCAACUUUUAUCUUUCUAUUCCAGUAAGUUAUUUUGCUCUCACUGUUUAACAAAACAAACAAGCAAAGAAAAAAAAUCCCUCACAUACCUUGUUUAAUUGGAUAAUUUCAAUGUUUUUCUUUUUAUCAUUGUAAAACCAAGGACGAUUUUAUAACUUUUUUGUACGUAGCUGUUACAUGUAGGGCAGUCUCUGUCUUUAAGUAGGGAUAAAUUACUCUAAAGAAAUGGAUCCUAGAUAGUUUUCCCUUCAAAGUCAAGCGUCUUGUUGUUUAAAUAAACUUCUUGUUUAAAAUAA
Molecule: messenger RNA, 1081 nt
Organism: Tachyglossus aculeatus (Australian echidna)
Lineage: Eukaryota; Metazoa; Chordata; Mammalia; Monotremata; Tachyglossidae
Gene: SUMO2
Product: small ubiquitin like modifier 2
Exons: 4
Coding region: 188-475 (95 amino acids)
Biological process (GO): protein sumoylation
Cellular component (GO): nucleus
Molecular function (GO): protein tag activity; ubiquitin-like protein ligase binding
Source: RefSeq, a predicted model, not a curated record